Molecule: messenger RNA, 2736 nt
Organism: Tachysurus vachellii
Lineage: Eukaryota; Metazoa; Chordata; Actinopteri; Siluriformes; Bagridae
Gene: cenpt
Product: centromere protein T
Exons: 13
Coding region: 103-2502 (799 amino acids)
Biological process (GO): chromosome segregation; mitotic cell cycle; kinetochore assembly
Cellular component (GO): kinetochore
Molecular function (GO): protein heterodimerization activity; DNA binding
Source: RefSeq, a predicted model, not a curated record
UAUGACGUCAUCACCGGGCGUAUUUGAAACUAGUGUUGUCGUUAAAAGGCUUUGAGGUGAAAGUUUAUAAACAAACUUUAAUAAACAGGAAUAAAAUCUCAGAUGGACUCCGUGGAAGAGGACGAAGUGUCUGCACGAGUUUUACUCAGAAAUGUCCUGCACACUGAAACUCAACGGUCUCCGGUCACCAGAAGCAAGUCUCAUGAUCAGCAAUUGUCACGUGCACGGAGGAGCUCCAGGCUGAGGAACACUCCUGAGACGCCUCACGUCGCUCUUCGUCACAAGCUCAAGCAGAAGCUCCAUGAGACCGCUGCUCAGUCUCCACUUCCACCCAGUAAACGUGCGAGGUCUGAGGGCAAGACGCUGAGGACACCGGCAGUGCUUCCCUCUCCUGCACUGUACGAUGAUGACGUCACACCUCGCGGGCUGCUCAGGGGCAUUAUCCAGACCGAAUCUGAGGCGUCUCUGCUGCUGUCUGGUCAGACUGCUGUACCUGAAGCAGUUCAGCACAUUGACGAGGCCAGUAUCCAUAGCAACAGACGCAGUGAUGGCAUGUCAGGACUCGAGCUGCCUGAUUUAGCCACAGAGCCGCUGACUCACAUGAUCCAGGGGUUGAGCCGCCGGAGGCCGCCGCCCACUUUUAACGUCUCUGUUUUCGAGAAACAGCUGGACCAGCCAUCAGGUGAAGAAGAGAUGGAGGUCUCACAGGAGAAUUCGGAUGUCACUAAGGAGCAGGAUCUCUCUGCUGGUUCCAAAAGCGUCCUCAGCCUCACCUUAAAGACUCCGUUCGUGAGCCUUCAGUCCGAGAGAGGGGGUCUGAAGCGAAAAGCGGCCGGACGACGGAAGCAGCUUUCUGUAGACGCCUUUGACGAAGCCGUUCAGAAACGUUUAGAGAGACAGAACGACCAAGAUUAUACAGUAGUGCAGGAUGGAAGAACUCUUCAGGACUCUGCCUGGCAGAAGUUCACUCUGGGGUUAAGUAACGUCACGGUGCCGGAGCUCACCACAGACAUGAUGAUGAGCAACACGGAGCUCUACGCCCAUCCACAGACCGCCGAGUCCGAGUCGAGAGACACCGAUGGAGGGGUUACGAAGAAUGAGAUGAAGAGAGAUGAUGGUGGUGUAGGAGAAGAACUUCAAGAAAGCGCUCAAGAUCAGGAAAAGAUGCGUGAGAGUAACAUCUCUAAACCUCAACCAGAUCCUUCAGAACACCCGGAACCGGAUUCUCAGUGUCAGGAAGAGGAGGACGAAGUGGAUAUGUUUCCUCCAUCACAAGAGAAAGAGUCCACAUCUUUGAGUCCUGAGGAUAUCCCGUUCGCUCCGACCCAGGCCAUGGGGGAGUGCGUGUCUCAGCCUCGAGUGCAGGAGCAGGAGGAGUCUCUGAUACCUGAAGCUCAGCUGGAAGAAAUGUACCAGAGAGAAGAUGAAAGCUUUCAGGGGGAACAGUCAUCUCAUCUGCCUCAGCAAAUCACGCGGCGAGUGUACCGCUCUGAAGGCGGAGCUUUAAGGCCUGGAGUGAUGGCAAGAGUCAGAGGUACGAAGAGCCUCGGGAUGGAUCAGGAUCCCACAGAGAAACAGCUGCAGAAUUUCACCACUGGAACUGUGCCGAAAGAAUUAGCUAGCGUGGCGGACGAACCUAAUCGCAGCCUUGCGUCUCCCUCCGCUGUCGACACCACAAAGCCUUCAUCAUCUGAGACACAGCAGGACAGUUUGGUGCAGAAUAUUGAUGUGGAAUUCAUUCAGGAUCUCGACCAGGUGGAAAGCGAGGAAGUUGUGGUGUCUGUUCAUGUUAGCCCCACUGUGGACUUUGAGGAGGUGGAGGAAGAGCAGCAACAGGAAGAGGAGGUGGAGGAAGAGCAGCAACAGGAAGAGGAGGUGGAGGAGGAGCAGGAAGAGGAGGUGGAGGAGGAGCAGCAACAGGAAGAGGAGAUGGAGGAAGAUCAGCAACAGGAGGAGUUUGAAGAACAGGAAGAGGAGCUGCUGCAACAUGAAGAGGAAGAUGCACAGAGUGAAGAGCUCUCGAUGCAAACUCCAAGUUUUAUUAGGCAAAGGAAGCAGGUAUCUACUCCCGGUGCUCUGGCCACACCUGCCAUCCUCAGAGCUUUGAAUGCUGGUCCUGCCUCAAAGGUCGUGAAGCCACGCCAAAAACGUCAGCCUCGGUCAUCCGCUGCCGCCGGCGUCCUCCCGAAGAGCUAUGUCAUGAGCGUGUUUAAACACUUUGCUAAAACUAAGGUUGCAGGCGACGUCUAUCCCGUCAUCAGUGACAUUCUGAAGAGGUAUUUUGAUCGUAUGGCCGACGAUCUGGAGGUGUAUUCAGCUCACGCAAAGAGGAAAACCAUCGAGGUCGAGGAUGUUGAGCUCCUCAUGAGAAGACAGGGCUUUGUGACAGACAGCACUCCGGUCAAUGUGUUGAUCGAGAAGUUCCUCCCACUCGAAUACAGGAAGCUGCUCAUCCCUGUCGCAACCAGCGGAAAUAAAGUCGUGCCUGAUCGACGGAGAUAAACUACACAAGUCAUGCGCGCUCUCUCUCUCUCUCUCCCCCAUUGUUCAUAAAUCUAAUUUACUUUCCUUUUAUUGUCUAUUUCCAAUCAAAGUUUUUUUUGUUUUUUUUUGCAAAAAUAAUUAGAAUUUGUACUAUUUAACCUGCUGAGGUUGCAGAUGGACUUAUUUUGUGUUCCCUUUGUACAUUGUUUCAAGUGAAGAUUAUAAAUAAAGCUUUAAAUAUGCUGCUGUGAA